AUGUGUGUGCAGCGUUUACUAGGGCGCUGCGGCGGUCCAUACGAGAGGUUGCGGUGGUACGGUGGUGGCGCGGCUGAGCAGAGGAAAAGGAAUUCGAGAUUACCACUCUUCAAAUCCAUAAGCACGAAGACGUUGGGAUCGGAUUUCAGCACAAAGCUCCCAGACAUUGACCUCACUCGCCUCAGCUGCACGCACAUGAACGCCGCUGUUUCUCGGCUGCGGCUAUUCGUUCUUCGUUGGGCUGUUCACACCCGAAAGGGCUGCCGAUGCUAUUCGGGCCCUAGAAGAAGGCCGACGGGGUGCCGCUGCUGCUCGUUCUCGGUUCGACUACCUCGCGUCGCCGGGAAUCUCGUCGUUGGGCCGAUUCGGCUGCUCUCGCCGGGAAAUUGGACUCAGGUCGCGGAGGAGCUCGGGGAAUCGCGGCUCGAGAUAGAAGUUAGUUGUCCGUCUAGAGAUCGGAGGUCAGAGCUCAAAGGUCUCGGAGGUCGUCGGCGCGCACGGACUCCUCGUAGCCAGAAAUGGCUGGCUUUCGAAUUCGCUGGUUCUGCUCGUAGUCGAGCUGGUGGUGAUCGACUCGCCGGAACAUGGUGCCCUUGCUGUCGAAAAAAAACGAAGCUCUGCCGUGAGGGAUGGCUGGUACAAUUGGGCCAUCUCUGCGAAUUCUCUGUGAACUUUUUACUGAAGGAGAAAAUGAGAGUGGCGGCUAAUUGGAGGGUUCCUUAA
Striga asiatica is the source of this 723-nucleotide messenger RNA. The record is from the annotation of a GenBank genome assembly. Lineage: Eukaryota; Viridiplantae; Streptophyta; Magnoliopsida; Lamiales; Orobanchaceae.